This is a messenger RNA of Pochonia chlamydosporia 170, 2091 nucleotides long. RefSeq names its product Zn(2)-C6 fungal-type DNA-binding domain-containing protein. The transcript has 3 exons. The record is from RefSeq and is a predicted model, not a curated record. Gene Ontology annotation, molecular function: DNA binding; zinc ion binding; DNA-binding transcription factor activity, RNA polymerase II-specific. The coding region runs from base 1 to 2091 and encodes 696 amino acids. Gene Ontology annotation, biological process: regulation of DNA-templated transcription; DNA-templated transcription. NCBI's taxonomy places the organism in Eukaryota, Fungi, Ascomycota, Sordariomycetes, Hypocreales, Clavicipitaceae.
AUGGGACGGCAGUGGCGCCAAAGGCCGAUUGCAUGUCAGUCAUGUCGACGACGCAAGAUACGCUGCUCCCGGCAGUUCCCAUGCUCCAACUGCACAUCAAGAGGGAUACGGUGCGUGCAGUUCUACGAGCCGCUUGCGCCGGAGCCGGAGCCCGAGGAGAAUGACAGCGGUGAAACAAAAUCUGGAAAUGUUUCAAAUGUAGAGAUUCAGGCCCGGCUGGACCGGCUGGAGUCGUGGAUCACUGGCCUCGGUCCUGGUUCCGGGCCGUCCACGAACAGAAUUGAGAUUCCUUUGUCGGGGCAUUCGCAUGCUCAGCCUCUUUCUCCGCCAUUGUCGUCUACCGUGCAGCAUUUGUCGGAGGAUGCGUUGUGGUUUGGGGGCAAGUUUCUGUGUAAGAAGGCAAAGUGCAUUCCACCAGAUGCUGGAUUCCUGGAUGUCGGUAUAUCAUAUCACCUUUCACCCAUCAGACUUAUCAAGAAGCCAUACUCUAUUGUUCAAGAUGCGACUUCAUCUCUUGGACCGCUCGCCACAGGCUGUCGUGAGAUGUGUCUCACGCUGCCGCUGUACCAGGAAACAUGCCUGAUAUUAAGCACCUUCAUUGAAGAGUGUGCCAUAUUGAGUCCCAUUUUCCACGUCCCCUCAUUACUCGUCUCGAUACAAAGCAUAUACGCGAGUGUGCAGCAGCAAACGCCGAUUGACAGGGAAGACCUUCUGCUCCUCAUGUCCAUCAUCGCAUCUGUGACAUAUGUAUGUUCGCCAGACGACGACGUUUCCAAGCUCUUCUCCAACCAUUUGGAAGCGAAUACUCAAUGCGCAACAUGGGUGGCAGCGUCGUUUGCGCUAUCCGAUGAGGUCAAGCGACGCGGCCAGUCAAGUAUCCUGUGUCUGCAAGGACAAAACAUCUUGUUCAAAGUCUCGUCCUAUAUUGAGGGAAGUUCGGUCCGCACGCGAAGCUUGAUAUCAACAUCCAUCGCAAUGGCUCGCGAUUUGGGCCUGCAUCGAAUAGAUCUUCCUGGGAAUAAAGCGGACAGCAUAGGCCUGGCUUCCGGAAUGGAGAUGGAGAUUGCACGACGGUUAUGGUGGGAUCUUGUGAUAAUAGAUUGGCUACUGGCGCUCUUCCCUGGCUCCCACGAGGGAGUAUACACCAUCCACCCUCGCCACAUGGCCGUCCGCAAACCCAGUAUCAUCCGAGACGGCAACGACGCAACGCCCUCACCACAGGAACACGACCUCCAAAGCGACGUCUCGUACUUCCUAGAGCGCAUCCGUCUCGCAGAGCAAGGCCGCACGUACAUUGACCGCUGUCCCAUCUCCCACGCCAACACAGACGCAUACUACCAGGAAACGCUACAAUACGACGCCCGCCUCGAGCAAUACCAGCAAGAACUACCGCCAUUCUUCUCCAUCAACAAACUAUACGAACGCCCUCCCUCCCAAACCCAAGAGAACCCGUCCCUCAUCGUGCAGCGCAUCCAAAUAAACUGCAUGGUAUACGUCAUCCGAUGCUUCCUCCACCUCCAGUACCUCUCCCUCUCGAGCAUCGACCCGAAAUACGCACCCUCUCGCGCGUCGUGCUUCGCCUGCGCAAGCCACAUCGUCCGCCUACACAGAGAAGUCAAGUCCCAGUACCCCUGGAUAAUAUCCCGCCUCAAAGCCACGACGUUUCUCAGGUCCUUGAUCCUGGCGAGCGCAGUGUUCUUGCUGGAUGUGUGUUCGGGCACAGAGAUACGAGACUUGGCGAGGGAGAGGCCGGAUAUGCUUGAUGCGUGGAGGUUUAUGAGCGAUCUGCAGGAGGACUCGAAUCUUGUUGAGCAGUUUUUCGAGUUUGCGAGCCAGAUGUUGCGCAAGUAUGGGGUCUCGGAGACGAUUGUCGCGGGGUUGGCGGCUCAGCGGGCUGGGCAUUUGGAAACUGAGCGUGUGUCGAGGGAGAUGCAGGAUGUUGCGGAAACGUAUACGGAUGGAGGGGAUAAACAGAUGGGUGUUGGAUCGAUGGACAUGGAUCAGAGGUGGCAGACGCUGGAUGCGGAUUUUGACUUGAAGACUAUGAGUUGGGAUAAUGUGCUGUGGGGGUUUGACGCCAUCCUCAUGUAG